This is a messenger RNA of Siniperca chuatsi (mandarin fish), 3067 nucleotides long. RefSeq lists its product as uncharacterized. NCBI's taxonomy places the organism in Eukaryota, Metazoa, Chordata, Actinopteri, Centrarchiformes, Sinipercidae. The coding region runs from base 1490 to 2131 and encodes 213 amino acids. The record is from RefSeq and is a predicted model, not a curated record. The transcript is spliced from 2 exons.
UGUUUAUAAGGUAAAUGUGAAACACACUAGGGUUGGUUGAUAUAAUCUCAAAUCUAUCUUGAUAAAUUGUCAAAUUUAUCUCGAUCAAUUGUAUCACAAUAAGUAUUUUUAGCCACAUUAGCAGCAUGGCAAUGUCAAUCUGUCUGUCAAUGUCUCAACAACUAUUGGAUGGAUUCCCAUAAAAUUUGGUAAAGACAUUGUCUCUGUAGAGGCCACUACCUCUCCACCCUCUAUCGAGCCUCCCGAUGUGUCCAACGUUCCCCUUGAGUAUCAUAACGUCAGUGAGGUUUUCAGUAAGCAGCAUGCUCUCUCCCUUCCUCCCCACCAACCUUACGACUGUCCCAUUGAACUUCUCCUUGGAGCCCCCUUGCCCUCUAGUCGUCUGUUUAACCUGUCUCGUCCUGCAAGGAGAAGUACAUCCACGAUUCUCUGGCUGCUGGCAUCAUCCAGCCGUCUUCUUCCCCAGUGGGUGCAGGUUUCUUCUUUGUUGCUUAGAAACACCGUUCUCUCCGCCCCUGUAUUGACUACCGUGGUCUCAAUGCUAUCACCAUUAUAAUCAAAUACCCCUUGCCCUGUAUCAACUCAGCCUUCAAACCCAUUCAAGAAGCCACCAUCUUCUCCAAACUGGAUCUACAGACCGCUUACCAUCUGGUCAGAAUAUGAGAAGGAGAUGAGUGGAAGACAGCCUACAACACCCCCCUCAGCCACAUCAAAUACCUGGUGAUGCCCUUCGGACUCACCUAUGCCCCGCUGUCUUCGAGGCUCUCGUCAAUGACGUGCUGCGUGACUUCCUCAACCACUCAGUCUUUGUGUAUUUGGACGACAUCUAUGUUCCGACAACCCAGAAGAACAUGUGGUGCACAUCAGACAGGUGCUUCAAAGACUCCUGGAGAACAAGCUUUUUGUGAAAGCAGAAAAAUGUGAGUUCCAUGUCAGUUCUGUUUCUUUCCUGGGCUACAUCAUUGAAUAGGGGCAGGUGAAGACGGACCCAGAAACGAUCCAGGCAGUGGUACAGUGGCCCAAACCCAGUUCAGUCAAACAGCUCCAGCAGUUUCUUGGUUUUGCCAACCUUUAUCGUCGCUUCAUCUAUGACUACAAUAGAGUGGCAGCACCCCUGACUAAACUUACUUCCCCAGUAGUCCCCUUUGUUUGGACCCCAGAGGUCGAGGCAGCUUUCACUAAACUCAAGUCACGUUUCACAUGAGCCCCUGUGCUCGUCCACCCUGACCCCUCACGCCAGUUCAUUGUGGAGGUGGACGCUUCCAGCACUGGGGUUGGAUCUGUCUUCUCUCAGCCUUCUGCUGAUGACCAGAAGCUCCACUCUUGUGUCUUCUCUUGACACCUGACCCCAGCUGAGAAAAAUUAUGACGUUGAGUACCAGGAGCAGUUGGCCAUCAAACUGGCCCUGGAGGAAUGAAGGCACUGGCUGGAGGGAGCUGAACAACCAUUCAUCUUGUGGACAGACCACAAGAACCUGGUCUACAUUCAAAUGGCUGAACUCCCGGCAAGUUCGCUGGGCCCUGUUCUUUGGUUGGUUCUCAUUCACCCUUACUUACCGUCCAGGCCCCGAAACAAAAAACCAGAUGCUCUCUCCCAGCAGUUCACCAACGCAGCGUCCUCUUCUGACCCUGAGACCAUCCUCCCUGCCUCCUGCAUGGUGGGAGCAGUAACUUGUAACGUUGAGUCCCUGGUCAGGGACGCCCAGCAGACCCAGCCAAGCCCAGGUAACACUUCUCCAAACCGCCUGUUUGUUCCUGACUUUGUACGCUCCCAGGUCCUGCAGUGGGCACACACAUCUCAGGUUUCCUGUCACCCUGGCAUCAGUCGCACUCUGGCGCUCCUGAAGCACUCUGUCGCUCCUGAAGCAGCGUUUUUGGUGGUCCACCAUGGUUGCAGACUCCCAUGCCUUCAUCUCUGCCUGAACUGUUUGUGCUCACAUCUAGGCCUCCCACCAACCUCCUGCUGGCCUCCUCCGCCCACUACCGGUUCCUGGUCGACCUUGGUCCCAUAUCACCCUAGACUUCAUUACUGGACUUCACCCUUCCCAAGACCAACGGUCAAGGGGAGCGAGCCAAGCAAGACCUCAGUGCUGCCCUUCACUGUGUGGCUUUCCGGAAACCCCUCCUCCUAGAGUACUCAGCUGGCUUGGGUUGAGUACACCCACAACUCGCUGUCAAUCGCUGCCACAGGUAUGCCACCAUUUCUCUGUGCCAUGGGUUUACAACCUUGCUUGUUCCCAGCCCAGGAGGAUAAAGUCUCGGUUCUCUCUGUCCAAGCCCACCUUCAUCGUUGCCGUAAGGUCUGGAAGGAUGCUUGGGCAGCCCUACUACCCCCUACUGUCACGGCCAUGACAGUGUGUGUGUGUUUUGUGCCCUGAUCACUGCUUGCUUGCCUGUCUGCCUCCCGUUUACUUUCAUCCACCAUCAUUCUCCUAUUAUCUAAUAAACCUCCUGCGUUUGAGUCCAGCUUUCAAAGCUCAUCGUAACACUGUCAAGGUACAGUCACUGUUUUAUCAGAUCAUUUUAGAGUUUUGAAAAACUGAUCCAAGGCACACAGAUUUACGUUAUCUUCGUUUUUUUCUUUGCACAUUGAGAUACCUGAAUAGAGUAAACUGAAAGGGAACAAAUCUGAAUGCAGGUGGUACAUGGUUGUGGUGCCUGUUAUUCCUUGUAGAGACCUUGUGUGGAAGUCCUCCUAUAAUUGAAUCCACUGAGCAGGUGUGAAACAGUAAUUCAACCCCUGGUAGCACUGUACUCUAUUUUUGUAAAGAGGGCUUUCAUAAGAAAAGAGGACAUAAUGUAUCAAUCUGUAAUGAAAAGGUAAGUGGAACCCCCCCGCCCCAACUCUGUCAUGCCAAGGAAAUUUUUUAACAAGGGCUGUUAAAGGGGUAAACUAAAGAAAAGGGAAUAGGCCAAAAACUGUCAUGUGAGUCAUCCAAAAGGUAGGUAUGUGAAACAUAAUUACAUUAAUAGAGUCACACAUAAGAGAUUAAAAAAUGUAGACUAAAAAUGAGAAAUUAUUACAGACAUUUUUCAUUUUUAUGUCACAUACUCAUUUACCAUUGGUU